This is a messenger RNA of Penicillium brevicompactum, 1314 nucleotides long. RefSeq lists its product as uncharacterized. The record is from RefSeq and is a predicted model, not a curated record. The transcript has 2 exons. Gene Ontology annotation, molecular function: transferase activity, transferring alkyl or aryl (other than methyl) groups. NCBI's taxonomy places the organism in Eukaryota, Fungi, Ascomycota, Eurotiomycetes, Eurotiales, Aspergillaceae. Gene Ontology annotation, biological process: alkaloid metabolic process. Bases 1 to 1314 code for a protein of 437 amino acids.
AUGACCAAGUCAAACGAAGUCUUAGCCAAAGUUGCUCACGAUGAACUAUCGGACCGGACGCCCACCGAAGUCAUCGCCAGCACUUGGGUCUUUCCAACUGAAGACCAGGCCCAGUGGUGGCAAGAUACCGGACCACUGCUUGAGCGGUUCCUUCAAGCGGCUUCUUAUAAUGCUCCCACACAAUACCAGUGCCUACUCUUUUUCAUUCAGCAUCUCAUUCCGGCACUUGGACCGUAUCCCCAGCGAUGGAGGAGUACAAUCUCACGCAGUGGUCUGCCCAUUGAAUUCAGUCUCAACUUUCAGAAGAACUCAAAGCAGCUCGUGCGCAUCGGGUUCGAGCCAGUCGGCAUCCUGUCCGGCACCGCGAGCGAUCCGUUCAAUAGCAUCCCAAUCGCAGACAUGAUAACCAGACUGCGUCAACUGCCGUUGUUGAAGGGAUUUGAUCCGCUGGAUUUCAAUGCUCUAAACACCAGUUGCCAGCUUUCCCAAGCCGAAACGGAUGCAUUACAGGCUCCGGGCUACGAAUCCAUCCCGCUCAAGUCGCAGGCCGCCUUUGGCUUCGACCUUCUCAGGGACGGCAACAUUGUUGUCAAGGGUUAUAUUUUCCCGCAUCUCAAGGCCAGGGCCACGGGCGUGAAGAUGGGAACCCUGAUUUCCGAGACUGUCCAUCGCUUCGAUACCGAAGCCCAGUUCCUAAAGUCCUUCCUCCUUGUCCAUGACUACAUGAAGGAGAGCAGCGGAUACAACGAAUACACUUUCUUGUCAUGUGAUUGCCUCGACCGUUCGAAGCAGCGGCUCAAACUUUACGGCGCACACACGGAGGUAGUCUGGGCCAAAAUCGCCGAGAUGUGGACGCUGGGCGGCCGACUCAGCGAUGAGCCGGAGAUCCAACGCGGGCUCGAGAUCCUCCAGCAAUUCUGGAAUAUGUUGAAGCUGCACGAGGGGAACCGGCCCUUCGCGGGCGGCUUCGAUGAUGGCAGUCGGCUCGAGGGCGACGACCAGAUCGCCUCGCCCAUCAUCUGGAACUACGAGCUCCAUCCCGGCCAUUCCUGGCCCGUGCCCAAGUUUUAUUUCCCCGUGCACGCAGAAAACGACCAGCUGGUGGCCAGCGCUUUGGCGGGGUUCUUCGGCUAUCUGGGGUGGGAGGUGGAAGCGCGGUCUUACGCAGACACAUUCCGUGCUUUAUAUUCUGAACAUGAUGUCGCGGAAACAUCGCGUCUCCAGUCUUGGAUCUCCUUUUCCUACACGCAGAAGAAAGGGCCCUACCUUAGUGUGUACUAUCACUCCCAGCGGUCCUAUCCGUGGGAGAACUGA